Knipowitschia caucasica is the source of this 1317-nucleotide messenger RNA. The record is from the annotation of a GenBank genome assembly. Lineage: Eukaryota; Metazoa; Chordata; Actinopteri; Gobiiformes; Gobiidae.
AUGGCUACAGGGAAGGGAUUGGACGCCGAUGAUGGAGCAAGGAAAGCGCCUAAGACUGGACUAAAGAGGCUGCAGGACAUGAACGAGCUCCAGGGCAGGCCUUACAUGUGCGGGGCUCCAGGCUGUUCUCAGAGUUUCCAGUUGGAGGAGCACCUCAGCGUUCACAGACUCAAACAUGAAAUGAGCCUCAAAUUUCCCUCCAUCAAGAGUGACGCUUCCUUCACCGCCGACACGCCCACUCCCACUAAGUUCCUGCAGAACUGUGACGAGGUGGGUCUGUUCAAGGAGAUUGAGGAGGAGUUCCUCCAGGCACAAGAGGAAGAGAAGCAACAGAUGCAGCCUCAGAACGGGGGCUCCUGUAUGAACCAUCCGAAACCUCAGUUGGGGUCCCACCUGUCUCCUCCGGCCCACCUCUACACACCGCGUCAUUCCCAUCAGCCACCACAGAGCCGGCCCCUGCAACACCCCCCAGCCCAGGGGCCUCUCAUGGGCCCCAGCUGCAGCCUGGCCCCCUAUCAGCCGGGCUCUGUCAUCACCCAGAACCACUCGCUCUGUGGUCCUGUGCCCAGCCCGCUGUCCUCCCUGAUGCACAUGCGCAGCAAGCACAGACAGCCGCUGCCGGCCUCGCUGCCCGGGACCCUGCCUGACCCCGCCAUGCAGGGGGCGGCCGCACACCACAUCAACAGACUGAAGCACCCGCCGGGUCCCCCCUUCCAUCAGCCCCCCCUGAUGUCCAUGAGCAGAGGGGGCCCCCCCAUGGCUCACAUCAUGGACAUGAUGUCACCGCGGCAACAGCCCCUGCACCACCCACAGCUAUCUCCUCCACCAAUGGGCUACCAGCAACAGCAACGCUUCCAUGUCCCACCCCCUCAGCACAUAGGCCACGCCCACCACCUCCACUACAAUACCCCUCCCCACCGGCUGUCCCAGGGCUCACCCCCCACCCCCACUCAGGUGUCCCCUGUCCUGUCCCAAUGUCAGCAUUCAAUCCCUCAGUCCCAUGCAGGGCCCUCAGGAGGCUCAGGGGCCUCAGUGGCCCGGCGCAGGAGGAGCUUGGAGCAGGACCCAGACGAACGCAGGCAAAAGUUUCUGGAGAGGAACAGAGCUGCAGCCACACGCUGUCGACAGAAGAGGAAAGUGUGGGUGUCGUCUCUGGAGAAGAAGGCAGAGGAGCUGACACACACCAACCUCCAGCUGCAGAACGAGGUGACGUCCCUGCGCUCAGAGGUGGGCCAGCUGAAGCAGAUCCUCCUCACACACAAAGACUGUCCGGUCAGCGCGAGGCAGAGGGAGGGUCAGGGCUUCUCCUCCGACUGA